Messenger RNA from Lolium rigidum, 999 nucleotides. RefSeq names its product E3 ubiquitin-protein ligase RNF170-like. Bases 46 to 630 code for a protein of 194 amino acids. Lineage: Eukaryota; Viridiplantae; Streptophyta; Magnoliopsida; Poales; Poaceae. Gene Ontology annotation, molecular function: ubiquitin protein ligase activity. The transcript has 5 exons. The record is from RefSeq and is a predicted model, not a curated record.
UACGUGACGUGUUCCCGUUCGCGUGCGUGCGAGAGGGAAGGGGGGAUGAGCUCCGCCGCCUCGUCGUCGCCGGUGCCGCCGGAGGACGACGUCUGCUCUGUCUGCCACGACCGCUUCCGGAUCCCCUGCCAGGCCAACUGCUCCCACUGGUUCUGCGGAGAGUGCAUCAUCCGUGUUUGGAAUCAUGGAGCUGCCGUACAGCCUUGCAAAUGUCCCAUUUGCCGCCGCCUUAUAAAUCUGCUGGUACCUGCUAACAUAUCAGAGGAUCAGAAUGACGAUCCUCAACUUCACCGUGUUUUGGGAGAGAUUGAGCACUAUAAUCACAUAUUCGGUGGAGCACCACGUAGCUUAACUCAGAGGUUGCAAGACCUACCCUUCUUCAUGCGAAGACUGUUCCGGGAGCUAAUGGAUCCGCAGAGGACCCUCCCGCUUGUCUUCAGAGCGAGGAUGAUUCUGAUGGUGGUCCUGAGCGCAGUCUAUGUCCUGAGCCCGGUGGACAUCCUUCCUGAGAGCGUUCUGGGGCUAUUCGGGUUCUUCGACGACUUCCUCAUCCUGGUGAUCGUGUUCCUCCACCUCGCCGCCGUCUACCGGUCGUUGCUUCUGUACCGCCACGGAGGCCACCUCGCAUAGUUGAGGGAUGCGGCUGUGCUGACAGCCUUGAGGGUCCUAUUCGGGAAUGUUUGCCUACGACAUGUUUAGGCUGCUUCCCCUUCCCUGUUCCGUGAGUAGAGGGGCUGUAUUUGGUUUGCUGGAUGGAACAUGGACAUUGUACCUUAGCUUGUUGUCAGUGUUAGUUCCAGGAAAAAAAAAACAAGAGGAAAAGUUAUUUUUUAUUCUCCUGUCGAUGCUUUUUGUUCUUUUCUGGAACUGUUCUGUCAAUGCUGUUUGUCAGGAAUCAUCUGUAUGUAGGCUAUAAUUUCAUCCGUGAAAUUCUGUGAGUAGGUUGUAAAUUUCAUCUUUUCGUAACGAAGUGACGGUGCUCCUGCCCGCUUUUCUGAA